Messenger RNA from Monomorium pharaonis (pharaoh ant), 3848 nucleotides. Its product is annotated as basic helix-loop-helix neural transcription factor TAP-like. Lineage: Eukaryota; Metazoa; Arthropoda; Insecta; Hymenoptera; Formicidae. The transcript has a single exon. The coding region runs from base 22 to 1014 and encodes 330 amino acids. Gene Ontology annotation, molecular function: protein dimerization activity. The record is from RefSeq and is a predicted model, not a curated record.
CCGACACGUGAACACAUUAGGAUGACCUCCUACGUGGCCUUCCAGCAGUACGACCUCCUGGACUCCGAGGGCUACGGGUCGGCGAGCAGCCCGGAAUCGAAUCCGCGUGGCAAUUGGCAUCACCAGGAGAUCUAUCCGCAGCCGCCGCGCUCCAGGGGCAGCAGCUGCGGCAGCGUCAGCUCCGUGGACAGUCACCAUCAGCAGGAAUACCAGGAGAUCGGCGGCGGUGCUCCCAAUGGCAGCCUUCACGUGACCGCCGGCUUCAAUUUCGGCGAUUUCUACGAGGGCUACUAUCAGGAGGGUGGCUGCCGAAACGAGCAUCAGCCAACGUUGAACGGUGACGGCAGCAGGAACGUCACGGAUCUACACGCCAAGUUGAUCUUCAGGAUGAACGAGCAGUGUACGGCUUACGAUGACGCUUCAUCCAGGAUGGCUUUCAAUGAGGGUGUCAUGAACAAGCAGGAUCCAGCAGGAUAUAUCCAGAAGAUGGAUCAUCUUUCUGCUGGAGUGUACGCGAACUCGAGGACCGACUUCGGUCAGAGUCAGCCCAUCUUCGCCACGAAGGGCUACGCGAAGAGCGGUACCUAUCAUCCACGGAACGAGAAUCACCGUUACGCUCCGAGGAGUCACCCCUACGUCGCUUACACCGUGCCGAGAAACGAAUCCGGUCUGCCGAGUGGCCAGCCGAGCAAAUGCGAUCAAUCGAGGUACCAUCAGAGGAACGACGGGCUCCACGUCGUUUUGCCAGCGGAAUACACCGCCGGCCAGAAAUCCAAGGAGGCGGCGGUGCAUAAGAUGAAGAGCAGUGCGCCCGGUGUCGAGGUGCUGAGAAAGAGAAGGUUGGCGGCGAACGCCAGAGAGAGAAGGAGGAUGAACAGUCUGAACGACGCUUUCGACCGACUGCGCGACGUCGUGCCCAGCUUGGGCAAUGACAGGAAGCUCAGCAAGUUCGAAACGUUACAAAUGGCACAGACCUACAUCGCCGCGCUCUACGAGUUGCUGCAGCGUAAGUGAAGACGGUGGCUUCGGCGAUUCGGAUCUUUUUCCGAAAAGAAGAACAAUGUCUUGCUGCGACGAUGUCCAGCGUUCCUCGUAGAUCGCGGAACAUCGAGCAAGGGAGGCUGAGAGAUCUGACGGACUCGAGAAUCCAUUCCGUUAAGAAGAGUAGAACAACGACGAAAAUUUCGAGGCUCGAGGCCGCGAAAUCAACCGAAAAUUGCGAUCGACAUCUUCGUCCCUGUGGGGUCUGAGGGACAUUCCUGAAUUCACCGUUGGAACUUCCUCCGGCGGCUUUUGGAGAGAUGCAGAUUGAAAGAUCGCUGCACCAUUCUUCGACCGGGAAACGACCGAGGCGCGUCCCUACCUUCGACGGACUCCGAGACGUCAGCGGGUAAUGACGAAUUGUCGGGGUACCGAGAACGAGACAGCUCGCUCGCGGGGAGCAUGAAUUAACGAGCGAACUGGGAAUCGGGACUUCAUUAACUUGUAAACAAGUCACUCGACCACGGCGGCAUCGACCGUGAGCGGUAUGUAAGCAGAAAAAUAUAAUACCGGCGUCGUUAUCGACCAAGAUCUUCGAGACUUCUCAUUAUAAACUCGAUUUAACUGUUAAAGACAUUUGGAAAUAGCUAGGAUUCGCCUUAUCGAUAUAUAACAUAAAUUCAAUGUUCUCCGUAUCAAACAAAAUCGAAACGAAUUAACCUCCAUUUCGAUCUCUGGUAAAAGGAUGAUUCAUUUCGUUGUUACCGUCUUUCGAAAAUAAAUGUACAAGGUUUGAACGUGCGUUUGCUACUUUUACGUAAGUCGCGAUAUUUCGUUUGAGCACGAUUUACUCGUCUUUGCCGGUAACAUCUUAAACGGCGGAACGUUAUAAAUAACAUGCGAAUGAAUUAUCCUUCGACGUUACCGACGUACACCGACAGCGAUAGCUUACGUCAAAACUAUAACCGAUUACGAGGAGCAAAAAGGCCGCUUUUAAUCGCGCGCGUCAAGCUCAACCGAGCGCGUAAGUUUCGCGCCGCGCGCGGCGGUAAUUCAUCGCCGAUACUUAUCCCGGGAUCGCGCGGCGUAUCGCGCUCCGCGGGAUUCCGGGACGUUUUUCUAAUCGGUAAAGCGAUAAAGAUCGGAGCGGAGAACGGGGGGAAAAAGCCGCGGUCUCCGACCGGCCCUCCUCCCCGGAACCUCCCGGGGGAACCAGCCCGAGGAGAUCGCGGCCGAUAAUCUCGCGACAUCGAGCGCCGAUAGGAUAUUCCGCGCGCUAACUUCAUCGGCGUCUCGGGUUGUCGAUAAAUAUCGCGAUUUAAAAAAGAAAAGUCGUUGUUUCGUCUCGAAAAGCUUACGAGUAGAGAAAUGUCGUCUAUCCGGUACACGGGAUAUCACUACGGGGCAAAAGAAAGAGAAGAGGGAGGGGGGGGGGGAGAGAGUGGGUAGGUCGGGGCGCAUAAAAUGUGAUCGUUGACUGUAAUACCGUGAGGGUAUUCCCUCACAGCUGGCUAGAAUGGCGCGGCGGGGGCGUAAACUCGCCUCGAGUUUAAUUGUAAAUAGGCACCGUCGUACAUUGUCGUCCUCGACGAGGCACCGUGUAAAUAUAUCUGAUACAAGGCGCGUCUAACUUAUUGCGAGGCUGUAUAGGUGAUUCUCUGUACAUAGGUAACGUACGCACACGCGUGCGCGGGCAGAGUGCGGGGGCAGGGAUCACCGCGCUCGCUCGCGCGCGCGCGCACGCACGUACGUACGUGCGCACGUGCGUGAUCGUUUCAUUGAUGCCUCGAGUCGACGAUAUGUAUCAAUUGAGGAGUUCGCCUUAAAAGGGGGUGCACGAAUGAUAGCCUCCGCGAGAAGUGGGGGGAACUUGAGGAAAAAGAAAAACAAAAUUCGUAUUUCCGAAGAAAGAGAUUAAUGCGUAAUUUUCAAAAAAAAUAACUCCUAUAAAAAUUGCACUGCACGAUCGGCGCGCUUCACUUUUUAUUUUUCUCUCUCCCUUCGCGGGCGAACUCCACACGAUUUUGUUCACGGCUUUCGGAAAAGAAACGCUUAGCCUUACGCUCGCCUCGUGUUACCUGAGUAUUCCACCCGUAGCUAACUACUGCUCAAUGGUAAUUAUUAUAAUAAUUGUACGUAAUUAGAAAUUAUCUCGAGAGGGGGGGGGGGGGAUUGUGGCUCGACUUGUAAUCGCCUCAAACGCAGAGAUUACACGUUCGGUGCGCAACGUAGCGCGCGUGCUAAUUGGAGAAGUGAGAAGUGAACGAAUCGAGAAGCUGCGAAGUCAAUUUAUCGAGAUCUAUCGGGGCCGAUGCUGUUUAUAUCCGCCGUCAGAUUAAUUGCAGUCGUCAACAAGGCCAUUACGGUCUGCAAUAACAUUGCGCGCCAAUAGCCAAUUCUUUAUAUUCCUCGAUAUAUCAUCCCGCGCAUUGAGAUCUCCUAAUCCGAGGAAGGGCCAGAUCUUCCCGCGGCUCACAAUCGACUCUCGCUUCGAUCGACCGCGUCGCAUCGCGUCGCGCUUUUGUUUUCUCGGUUCCUUUUUUCUCCGCCACGAAUGCGAGACGACGCGUGACUGGAAUAAUCUCAUUCGGCCGCGAUUCAGCUCGCGACGCACCUCUCGCGCAAUUAGGGAUAUGCAAAAAUCGCGGGACAAAUGGCGGCGGCCGGCCACCUCCACUUAGCAGUCAAUCACAAUUAAAUACAAUUUUGCGCGGGCCGCGGGGCCCGGUAAUGGCGCAAAAAGAGAGCAAAUUGAAAUCUCCUAGCUGACAGAAUGAUAGAUGGUACCGGCCAGACGUGAGAAGACGCGAGAGCGACGGAGAGAGGGCGCGAAGAAGAGACGGGAGAAAGAGAGAGGGAAAGAGAGA